AUGGACACAACAGUGGAUGCAAAAUCGAUUGGGAAGAUGAUCCAUGUGGCAUGCAAACAUCACCACUGCCGCAAGCACGCCAAGCAACAUGUGCCCGAGCCCACACAACUGCCAACCACAGCACCAAGGAUCGGAGAGGAAUGGCCUCCGGAAUUCUUGCACUGUGGAAUAUGGCCACCUCCGCAGAAACCGCCCUCCGAGCCAGAAGCUGAGAUCAACGUGCGCCCCAGGCCAAAGGUCAAGGUGCCUAAAAAACAAGGACCUGUCGAAGUUUAUCCAGAUAACAUACCAAACAUCGACGGGGAUGGCAGCGACAGUGAGUCUGAAUCAGAUGGAUCAGAAGAGAAUGAGGAUGGUGACCAGGCCAUCACCCCUGCAGAGCCAUUGACGGUGGGGUGGACGGAGCUUUCGGAGGCGAUCGAUACCUUGAAGAUCGUCACAAAUGGUGCCGGUAAAGAUGGAGAUCAAAACGGAAACGAUCACAGAUUGACUAACGUCAUCCAUACUCUAGUCAAGGCUCCGUACUCUGUGCUCAAGCUUGUCGCCAGGCACGGCAAUGGCGAGGGGGCUCCUCGCCGAGCCAACGAUGCCAACAAAUCUCCACGGAAAAAACUCUUCGACCAAGAGAUCGUCGCCGAGGGUCAGGCUCGCGUGGAGAUAGCUGACUAUCUUGACAGCUUGAUCGACCAUGGAGAAUACGAAGAAGGCUACGGGUGUGUAUGGCCGCUCGAGGACUACCGUCGGGCGGGAUGGGCAAAGGAGAUGGUCGCCGCGUAUCCGGUCGAGUGUGCCGAGUUUGUACGAAAGGUCCAUCAGGAGUGCCACAACCGCCACCAAGCGGAACCGGAACCAGAUUGUCUAUGA
Molecule: messenger RNA, 864 nt
Organism: Cladophialophora psammophila CBS 110553
Lineage: Eukaryota; Fungi; Ascomycota; Eurotiomycetes; Chaetothyriales; Herpotrichiellaceae
Exons: 2
Coding region: 1-864 (287 amino acids)
Source: RefSeq, a predicted model, not a curated record